AUGCACAUGGAUAGUAAUUUAAUAGAAGAAAACGAUUUAACAGAUCUUGAAGAGAAUGAUUGUAUUGAAAAGGUAGCAUUAAUCCUACGAAAAACGAUUUUAAAUAUUAAUAAAUUUAAAUUAAAAUCAAAAAUUAAGGCGGAGGAUUUAAUUAAUGGUGAGUGUUCCAUUCCAGAGAAAUUGGAGCUGUUUUAUAAAGUCUUGAUUGGAGGUCAAGAUAUUCGUCGAAGAGAUGGUGUCAGUUGUGACAGAUUGACUAAUUCAGUGGCCUCAGACGCUAUUUUUUGUAUCAAUAAUGGAACUGUUAAACCGUUUAAACACAUAACCCUUGGUUUGACUAUAAAAAGUCUUACAAAUACUCGAAAAGUUAUUAAUACUUUAAAUAGAUUUGGACAUUGCUGCACUAUAACACUCUGGAAGAAUUUGAAACUGAAGAAACUAUAG
Molecule: messenger RNA, 444 nt
Organism: Psylliodes chrysocephalus
Lineage: Eukaryota; Metazoa; Arthropoda; Insecta; Coleoptera; Chrysomelidae
Source: the annotation of a GenBank genome assembly